Phasianus colchicus (ring-necked pheasant) is the source of this 3249-nucleotide messenger RNA. NCBI's taxonomy places the organism in Eukaryota, Metazoa, Chordata, Aves, Galliformes, Phasianidae. The record is from RefSeq and is a predicted model, not a curated record.
CCGGCGGGCCCGCAGCGGGCGUCCGUCCCCGCGGCCUCCGAGUGCGACGGCUGCCGCCCCGGCGGAAGGGCUGCGGGCGGAGCGCCGUGCGGCCUUGUGAGCGCUGCUCCGGGUCGGUGGCCGGAGAUCGCAGUGAGUGGCGGCCCGGGCCCUGAGCGCCGGGGGGCGGGGCGUGCCGCGAAGUGCCGGAGCUGCUCCUGGAGCCGUGAGCCGGGCUGAGGGUUGAAGAGCGCUGCUGGGAAGGUAGCGCGGGCCGUUAAAGCCUCCGUCCGGCAGGUUUAAAGAGAAUCGUCGUAAAAUUGGGAGGGUCCUGGUGGUACAACAAGCGGUACCAAGGAUCGGACCCGUAACUGAAGCAGCGUGCUGUGUGCUCUCAGGGGAGCGGUUGCUUUGCCCUUAUAAGACGUGUGCAUUGAAUAAUUUGGAGAUCCCAAGGGAAAUAACUUGCCUUGUCCUCCAUCCGACUGUGUCUGACACUUCGGCACCUCACCAGAUCAUUUCAGGAAGAUUAAAUGGCGACAUUAAUUCGCACUUUAACAGAUCACAGUGAUGAUGUCAACUGCUGUGCCUUCUCAUCAUCGUGCUUGGCUACUUGUUCCUUGGACAAAACAGUUCGUAUUUACUCGUUAAAUGACUUCACUGAGCUCCCAUACUCACCUUUGAAAGGUCAUACGUACGCUGUCCACUGCUGCUGCUUCUCUCCAUCAGGACACACUUUAGCUUCGUGUUCCACAGACGGUGCUACCAUCGUUUGGGACACUCGUGAUGGCCGGAUGCUGGCAGUGCUGGAGCAGCCCACUGGCAGUCCAGUCAGGGUCUGCCGCUUUUCUCCUGAGUCCUCUUAUCUGGUGUCAGGUGCAGCUGACGGAAGUGUUGUUCUUUGGAAUGUGCACUCAAUGAAAUGCUACAGAUCUGGGAAUGUUAAAGAUGGUUCUUUGGUGGCCUGUGCUUUUUCUCCGUGUGGAAAUUUCUUUGUCACUGGAUCAUCAUGUGGUGAUUUGACUAUUUGGGAUGAUAAAAUGAGAUGUCUGUGUAAUGAAAAAGCACAUGAUCUUGGCGUUACCUGCUGUGAUAUUUCUUCACAUCCAGUUUCUGGUGGUGAAUUAAGAUAUAAAUGCACAUUGAGUGGACAUUCUGCCCCAGUUCUGGCUUGUGCAUUUUCUUAUGAUGGGCAGAUGUUAGCCUCAGGGUCUGUGGACAAGUAUGUCAUAAUAUAUGAGACUAAUACUGGCAAUAUCCUUCAUACUUUGUCUCAGCAUACCAGGUAUGUCACAGCUUGUGCCUUUGCACCACAUAGUCUCUUACUUGCCACGGGUUCAAUGGAUAAAGCUGUGCAUGUAUGGCAACUGGACAAUAAGCAACCCUGUGCAGGAAACGCUAUAGAAAAAGACUCUAAGAUUAGAACUGCUGAGAACUGGUCAGAGGAUGAUGUUUCAGCCUGGCUUUGUGCGCGAGGCUUCGCAGAACUUGUUGGGCUUUUCAAAGCAAAUAACAUUGAUGGCAAAGAACUCCUGAAUCUUACAAGAGAAAGUCUGACUAAUGAAUUAAAAAUUGAGUCUCUUGGCCUGCGCAGUAAAAUCCUCCAGAAGAUCGAAGAGCUGAGGAUAAAAACGGUCUCUGUUUCCGUUGCUGUUCCUGAUGAAUUCUUAUGCCCUAUAACACGGGAGCUCAUGAAGGAUCCUGUCAUUGCAGCAGAUGGGUAUUCCUAUGAAAAGGAGGCAAUAGAAAAUUGGAUCAGCAAUAAAAGACGAUCUAGUCCCAUGACAAAUCUUCCUCUUCCCAGUCUUGUGCUUACACCCAACAGGACAUUGAAAAUGGCCAUCAGUCGUUGGCUGGAGACUCAGCAGAAAUGUGGUGAAACCACUUCGUUUUGAAGUUGUUUACUAAAAUGAAGGUAAAUGUCGUGAAUGUAAAUGUAUGUAAACAUGGGCUAGAGGAGAUAUUUGUGUCAGAAACACCUGGAAUUAAAAAAGUUCUCUUCGUUCCUGGCUGUUCCUCUUAACGUUUAUGUUAAAAGAGCACUUUCACUGUUGGAAGCUCCUAAAAAAGUUACUGAAUGCUUUUUAAAGUUAUUAGUACUUUGUGGUAUUUCUCUUUAAGAAAUCAAACACCAAGAUUCACCAUUUUCCAAAUAAAUUUUCUUAAAAUUUUCCUCAAAUUUAUGAGUUUUCAAGUCUUCACUUUGCAAUGUGAACCUCAAACUACGACUUUGUAUUUUAUUUCUAUUUUUUAAUUAGAAAAAGCAUAUUUCCCUGUUCCCUAUGAAUGAACAUGCAUUUGGAGAAGCUGGGAGAGAAUUCUUCCUGAGCUGUCAGUGACUGCAUCUCACACAGCUGUAAUCAUAACUUUAAUUUUGUAUGGAAAAAAUACAGUAGCUGUGCAAAAAUAGAACUACAGGACAAGAAUAAUAAACUUGUACAAAAUACCAAAGAAAUAGUAUGCAAUAAAUAAGCUAAAGCAUAAUAAUGUGAACUCAGGAAAGAAUUUAUAAAAACGCAUACAGCUGUUUACAAGGUAAUACACCACUGUACAGACACAAGACCUGAAAAGUGACAACCUCAGGUUGACCACUCCUGCCCCAUGGCAGUCAGAAAUGUCACUGCAUCUCUUUAGAUUCUGAAUAUUCUUGCCUCUAUAAAACUGUAUUUCCUCUGAAAAAUCUCCACAACUUCAUCCUAUAAAGUAACUGCACAUACGCUUUUCUUCCAACUUUCAUCUGCAUUUCGUUUCUUGGGUUUCCUAUCAAAAUACUUACUAAACAUUUCACUGCUGUACCUUUUUUAAUGAAUAAACAGCCAAUAUAUAAUUUUGCUUUAAAAUAGCACCCAAAGGUGAUCAGGUAAACUAUAUAAAGUGCGAUUAUCGUUAACAUGCUGUAAUAUUGUGUUACUCAGUGCAAUAACCAAUAUGGUCAAAGCCUUUCAAUACACAUGCAGAUGCUACUGUUUAUUUUACUUGUUACUAAAAAUAGUUAUAUUUACAUCUCAAAACAUGACUGCUUUGAGUUUACUCAUACACAAAUUUUGCUUCCUAAAUGUACAUCAUGCACCUCAAAGUAGAGCCCACUAGAAAAGUGAUAAAAUAUUAUCUUUGAUUAAAAAAAAAACCAUAUACAGAUCUGAAGAGUAUGCAGCAUCUAUUUUUGUAACACUGUUUUUUGAAGAAAGCACUUAAGCAUAAUAGAGGCACAAUCAUUGUGUGAUGAGAUGCAAUACAACCAAAAGCAAAGAUUAAAGCCCUAUGGAGAAG